UUUUGCACCUGUUGCUAAAUUGGUCACUGUUCGGUGUCUAUUAGCUGUUGCUGUCAGCAAAGGUUGGUUUAUUCAUCAAUUGGAUGUGAACAACGCCUUUCUCCAUGGUGAUUUGGAUGAGGAAGUAUAUAUGCGGAUCCCUCGAGGAUUUUUGCAGCUCCGGGGGAGACUCACGUUUGUAAGUUGAACAAGUCCCUUUAUGGUCUGCGUCAGGCUUCUCGCAGCUGGUAUCAUAAGUUCACAGCGGCCCUCUGCGAGCUCCAGUUUCGCCCUUCUCCCGCAGACCACUCUUUGUUUGUUUUUCGCCGGGGGAGUACCCAUGUCGUGGCUCUCAUUUACGUUGAUGAUAUGAUCCUCGCAGGUACUGGCCUUGAGUUUAUCAAUCGAGUCAAGGCCUUUCUCCAUCAGCGGUUCAGUAUCAAGGAUUUCGGCUCUUUGCGCUACUUUCUCGGUAUUGAAGUAGCUCGUGCUCCUGAAGGUAUGGUUCUCAGUCAAAGGAAGUAUGUUCUUGACAUCCUGGCUGACGCAUGCGUCCUUGGUUGCCGACCCAGUGCCUUCCCAGUGGAGCAAAAUCAUCAUCUCACACGUCCCGCACCAGCAGACUACCCUGACCAUGCUGCUUAUCGUCGGCUGGUGGGACGUCUUCUCUACUUAACUGUGACGCGGCCUGAUAUCACACAUGGGGUCAAUAUCCUCAGCCAGUUCGUUCAUGCACCCACUCAGGCCUACAUGGAUGCGGCACAAAGGAUUUUACGUUAUUUGAAGAAUGCCCCAGGACAUGGUCUUUUCUUCCCCACUGCUAGCUCCCUCGAGCUCAUUGGUUAUUGUGAUGCUGAAUCCACCCGUCGAUCCACUAUUGGUUAUGUUGUUACUCUCGGUGGUGCCCCCAUUUCUUGGCGUACGAAGAAGCAGCGUGUCGUUGCUCGCUCCUCUGCCGAAACUGAAUAUCAUGCCAUGGCAAGCACGGUCAGUGAGAUCAUUUGGCUGCAGUGGUUGUUGCAGGAACUUGGAGCUCCUCAACAGGGCCCGACACCACUGUACUGUGACAAUCAGGCUGCUCUCCACAUUGCAGCGAAUCCUGUCUUCCAUGAACGCACUAAGCACGUCGAAAUGGAUUGCUACUUUGUACGAGAGCGAGUCCAGUCUGGUGACAUUAAUCCUUUGAAGAUCGGUUCUCAUUUUCAGUUAGCCGACUAAAGGCCUGGGUGCUGAGUGGUUUCAUUUUCUCCUUUCCAAACUGCGCGUUCGUAACCUUCACGUCCCAGCUUGCGGGGGAGUAUUGGGCCAGGCCCACUCACGAGCUGCCAAGGCUGCUGCCGAGGCUAACGUGGUCACCAAGUCACAAACUAUUCUCAUAGGAGACUUAGUAGUUCCGUGUACUAAGUGGAAUUCCUCUUUGGCUGCCCUAGCAGAUUGUAACAAAGGGCAUAAAUCACUUGUAAGGCCGCCGGCCAUGCUUGAAUAACAAGAAUAAGAAAAAACUGGAGAGUUGAUCUCUCCCGUGGACUAGUUCCGAUACUCGGGGAAACCACGUAAAAUCUGUGUCUUGUCGUUUCUGCUUAGCGAUCUCAACAAAUUCUAUAUUUUUAUUUAUUUAUAAGGGCGAGAUGGUUUGAUUUUUAUAGUUAGGUGUUACUGAAGAUAUUUGAAUUUAGAGACCUUUAAAUUCAAGACUAAUGGUAUUAUGACUAGAACAAGUCCUUGUUCACCAAAGUUUGGAGCACAUUACUAUACACUAACUUCUAGAAGUUUGGGGUAUGCUACUAUCAACGAUUUUACUUUACUGAAAUACAACAAAAUACAUCUAACAAUCAUAUCACUUGGAAUAUGAUAUAAAAAUAGGAUUAUUGGAUAUUAAAAUCGCAAAGUGUUAAUAUAUGAUUGGAAGCCGGUGUUAAUGUAGAUGAUCGUCCGUCAAUCUUUGAUUUUGUCCUCGUCGAGUGAGACAGAUUCUGUGAGGGUAACAUUUUAUAUAUAAUAUUGUAAAAUGGAAGGGACAGUAUUUAGUGAAGUCACAUUCAGGUCAUUAUGGUGUCAUACUGCCAUCUGAUACCGAGGAGAGCCUGGGGGUCUUGAAAGAGUUCAAGAUGGUAAUUUGACAAACGAGGAAUAUUUUGGGGGGUACAGUGAUCGUGGUGGAGGAUUUUCAUUCAGAUUUUGUUUCUGAAACAUUAUUCAUGAAGCUAAAUGGGAAGUGAUUGUAAUUUGAUACUAGUCACGGCCCCGGCUAGUUGAUCUGAUUCAGUCGCUAACUGCAUAAACAACAUUAUCAAAUUGUAUGUUAGAUAUGCGAUUUUUGAUAGUAUAAGAAAAUCUAAAUUAUUCAAAUAUUCGAAACAUUCAAAUUUAUUGGUAUAAGUGAAUCCAAAUUAAUAAAGUAUUUCAACAAUUCAAAACGAUCAAUAUGUUAGAUAUGUCGAAAAAUACUAUUGGUAUAGUGUUUUUCGACAUUGAAACUGACUCAUCGAUUAAAAUCUUUUUAAGGAAAGAAAACCAUAACCGACUCCUAAAGACAUGUUAAAAUCACCCUUUAAUUUACUCCAAGUUAUUAGAGAUUACUCCACAUUUUCUUUUUGACUUGUUUGCACUUCCACCAUCAUGGGUAGUAUCAUCAUCUGCACCAAUAUUUUGUCUUUAUCUCCAUUAGUGAUAUAUUUAUCUCCUUUGUCAAUUUCCUCUUCUUUCUUCUCUUACAUUUCAAUAUUCUCUUUCUUGUUUUUUUUCUGCAUUUUAAUGAGCAUAAAAAUUUGAUGAAAACUAUUUACAAAUACCAAUAAUCUUUUUGCUGGAGUAGAAUUUACCUCAUCCAAGUUUUAUAUCAAAGAUUUGUUCUUUCUCCUCAUCACUGGUACUUGUAUCUUUGUCAUGAACAAUAUUUUUUUCUUCUCAAGAUCAUCGUCAUCUCUAGCACUGGAUUUAGUGCAUCCACCAUUAGUAGUCUCAUUAUUGUUAUCUUGUAUUAGUAUUAUGAAUUAAGAUCAUCAACAUUCAAAGGCACAACAUAUGGUGUGAUUAUAUAGAACCGUAGGUGUUUAAAAUAUAUUGGAGUUAAAAUUGUAGCCGGAUACAAUUGCUUGCAUGUUAGUAUGAACGGAGAAAAUUUUCCAGAAAUACUACCAAAAAAAAAUUCAAAAAAUACCACCCUUUCUCAUAAAUAAAUUCCGUGAAAGGAAGCAAAGUUCUGUGAAAGGAAGCGAUAGUUCCGUGAAAGGAAGCAAAGUUCCGCUAGAGUUUUAUGUUAUAAACGACCUGCAUUUGCCUAUAGAUUAAAGAAUAAAACUAUAAGUGUCACUUGUGCAUGUUAGAAAUUGAAGGCAUAUAUUUGUGCAUAUGAUAUAAAAAUUAAAGACGUAUACAGUUGAUAAUACAACCAGGUAUAAAAUUGCAUGCAUGCUAGUGGGUAAUAAAUGAAAGUUCAUCUGGAAUUUUAAGUUAUAGAAUUAAAUGAAUUUGUCGAAGUUAAACAGUAAAACUAUGAAGUGCAUGUUAUAAAUAUUGAAGAGCUAUCUACUUGCUUACAUAACUAAGUAUAAUUUACACAUGGUAUACUGUCGAUAGCAAUUUAUUUAUAGGACGAUAAACGCAAUUAACUGCAUGAAAAAAAAUCAACAUGUUAAAAGUAUACAUGGUAAGCAGGUUGGUUAAAUAAUAAUUAGAGGGUGAAUGGUCCGAAUAUACUCCAAACCGAAUAGAGAAUAUCAUAAAUUUGUAAUUAAUAUUGAUCAUUAUUUUCAUGCAAGUAUAAUUUACCUCGACUUAGUCAAAAAUACUAUAUGCGUUGUACUCUUCCGAUCCUUCGCUAUCCUAUAAAUCAUGUACUCACUUGUUGAUUAACGAUGUAUUAUGUGAGCUUGAUAUCGAACUACAAUAUAAAGUGUCAAAACAGAAUGUACGAUUUUAUUUACUUCUUCUCAUGAUUUUUUCCAAAAUAUGUGGAGUAGGUUUUGAUUGGUGAGAUGAGUCUAUGGUAAGCAGCUUCCCGAAUAUUUUCGAGGUUUUCCUGUACGAUAUGGUUUGGGGGUCAUUCCCUCAACUUGUAGGAGAUGAGCAGGUGGUAAAAAUACUCCAAAAAAUCAGCAUUCCAAAAAAAAUCUAUCUCCCACUCGAUCCAUAACUACAAAGUUAGCCUCAGUGGUUUUGUCCACAACUCGAAGUUGGAUCCUGAAUAAGUAUAAUGUUAGCAAUGACAUAAAAAAAGGUACAAACUUAUACUUUUGUGGACAGAUUUCACAUCCAUCAUAACACCACCAUUCUUUAACUUUGAUAACUUUGUUUUUAACAUAGAAGAUAUUUUCCUACACAUUUUAUAAAAUGUUAACAUUUGAUAGUUAAUGGGUCAUUAAAUCGAAAUUGAUACUACCACUUCUUCAUCAUUCAUUUUUAAUUGAUUUAGCGUUUACAGUGUUUUGUCGAAAUUAGUUGUUGAGGUGCGUUCGUGCUUUUCACUUCUUUACAAAAAAUGAUAAGUAAUCCCUUUUUCUAUUUGAAACUUCAACUUAUAACGUGAAACGAAAUCCGGUGAUUAAAUUCUCUUGAAUUUCACCUUGGCACAAAAUUACUGAAUUUUGGAAUUCUUGGAUUCUUCACCAGUAAAAUCGCUCUAGAUGAGGAGAAGGUUUUCUCGCUUUCAAAUUUAACGAUCAUUUAAUUGAAUGUCAUAUUUUUUUUUGCAAAUGGUUUGAUUACUAAUGACAAAAUAAUAAAGAUGUUUACUUACCCUUCUAUGGAAUGACAUAAAAUGAUGUAAUGACCAAGAUGAGAGGGAGAGAUGGAGGUUUCCCGCAUUUGAAAGGAUAACAUUUAAUUGGGUAACUAUCCUACCAAGAGAGUUACCUUGACAACAAAUCCCCUACAUCCAAAUGGUACAUUAGAUUUGCGAUUAGAGUUAACGUAAUGUAUAUUAUUUUAAACUGAAAAAAAAGAAUUACAUACUCGGGAAGUUUUAGUUGGAACCUCCUUGCUGGUAAUUUUUCCAGUGAGUGUUAGAUGUCAAUAAACCCAAAUAUUGAAUAAACUGGCAAACAACAUACAUGGAAUGAAAAUUUUAAAAGUCAAUUAAUUUUUUUGGCGGUAUACACAUUAGAUUAAAGUAAUUUGAAUUGAGAAUAGUAAUCGAACCCGAAAGAAAGUUUCUUUGGUUGCACUUCUUGUCACUCUCAUCUUGAUAGAUGAAAUAAAAUUUGUAAGAUGGUAUAGCUAGAAUAUCAUCGCAUGCUUCAACUUAUGUAUUUGAUUCAAACUUGAUGAUCAAUUUGUUUAAAAUUGUCAUGUAAUCUCCCAUUGUCGUAUUGGCUAUAGAGUCUUGAUAGUGUAAACUCUCUGGUCACAAAAUAGGAGACCAAAGUCCUUGAUUUUUCCUUUAGGAAUUUGCACCCCAAAUAUCAUUAUCAUGAAGAAAAAAGUAGGAAUAUUAAUAAAUUUUCAAAAUUUAAUCAUGGAGUUGAAUUCGCGUGGUUGUUGUUAGUUUACAGUUUGAGUCAAUAACUAUCAUAUCGAGGCAAAUAAUAAUUUUCAUCUUGGGAUUGAUUGGCAGCCUCUUCCUCGAUACCUGACAUUGAAGAAUCCAACUUCUCUUUUAAGUUGUGAGAUCGAAUAUCAGCCUGAAUUGUAUAUUGACUAACCUCUAAUUAAAACAAUAGUGAAACAAUAUUUUUGUUUCACAAUGGAUAUCAUAGUAACUCACAAAAUAGGUAAUAAGCUCAAUUUUGAUGCAUGAGUGUGUGAUUAAAGAAACAUAGAUUAGCUCAUUCUAAAAUAAGAAACUUGACAUAUAUAACCAUGGAUAUUAUAUUGGUAGUGAAAUAUGGAAAGUAAAUAUAGAAGUCAAGAUGGAAGAAUUGUAGAACUUAAAUAUAAUUUAAUCCUUCCACAAUCAUGAAUAUACGUGAACUAAAAAGAUAUAUUUCUACCACCAAUACAUAAUAACAUGUUAGUAUAGAGGCAAGUGCAAUUGGGUAGUGAGUAGGAAAAAGAAGCUAAAUCUAGCAAAAUAUCAACAGUGUUUGAAUAAGGACUUGCAGAGUGAGUAGGAAAAACAAACUAAAUUUAGUAACAUAUCAACCGUGUUUGAAUAAGGACUUGCAGGUGAAAGUAAAAGAGCAACGAAAGAAAGAAUACAUGCAAUAAUUCAUAAGCUAACAGAUAAGCAACUGGGAAGGGCUGGAAGUGUUGGGUGGGAGUAGCAUGAUGUCUCUAAUCCGUGAAUUAUAUAGUAGUCGGGCGAGAGUUAGUAAUCAUAGUAGUUGUGUACGAUUAUGUACCGCUUCUCUGCACUAUUGUGGUUACCUAAUUGCAAAGUUAUGGUAGGAGAAGCAAGAAUGCAAUUGUAAGGUGAAAUCCAUUUUAUGCUUUAUUUUUCACGGUUUGACAUAAAAUCAGAUGAACCACCACGGUUUAUGUGAUUCGCUGGUUCGCUAUUUUAAUCAUACAAAAUUAAGUAAAAACGUACUUUAACGUAAACUAAAACCAUCUAACUUCAAUAAUGUAAUUUUAUUUAUGCUUCCUUUUUUUCAUUUACCAGUCUCCUUGUCGGAUUUAUUUGGUUCAUUACGGAUUGUCACUCUUAUUAUUGACUUGAAUUUAAUAAAAAAAAUUAUGAUGUCUUUUGUGAGAUAGUUUGAAUACUUUGUAUUAGUGUAUUAUAUAUGUAUUUUACAUUAUAGCGCAUAAACGGUUCUAUCACCGAUUUGAUUGUUUGAUGUUUGAUUUAAUUGUGUAUCUAUAACGCAUUAUUCUAUGAAGCACAGUAAAAGACGAAAGAUGGUUGGUAUGAAGUAUUGGUUAAAACUAUAAAAAAAGUUCAAAUCGAAAAAAGAGUGACACGACCAGCACGGUCAAUUUAUGAUCACUAAAAAAAUGCUGUUAUUUUGGUAAAAUUAACUAACAAAAAAAGAAAGAAUUUUUUGGAUUAAAGUAUUAAUAUUUAGAUGUUGAUGUUACCUGUUAUAUUCCAGCACUCCCGUUUGAAUGUUGAAGUUAAAUGUUGCACGAGUGUUUUUUCCCUCUAUUUUCCUAGUUCUUGUUAUUAUACUUGAGAAUUUUUCCUCCAUGUUUUGCACGAGUGUUGCACCAUUAUUUGUUUUUAUAUAUUUUGAGAAUAGUUUGUGAAAGAUACUGGCACGGUAUAAGUAUUUGAUUUUGCAUAUUUGAUUAGUAGUUUUGAAGAAAACAAAUUUGGUAUUUGAUAUUUGGUAUAUACUGAUAGUCUGAUACUGAACAAAAUAUUAGAGAUUGAGAUUGAGAUGUCGAAUUUAUUUUAGGAUUGGGAUUAAAAUUAAGAUUAAGAUUGAAUUUAAGACACUAGUUAGUAUAUAAAAAUAUUUCUAUCUUCUCUUCUCUCUCUAAAUACUAUAAAGCGUUUUCUCCCAAAACUCUUCACCGCAUCUUGCGGAAUUUCCUUUUAUUUUUUCUUUUUCCGCAUUUGCAAACAGCAGCGGCCAAUUUUUAUAUAUUUUAUUAUUUUCUUUCACAUCCUUUAUUUUAUUUGGUAAGUACGUGCUUUAUUUUUUAAAAGACACGUGUUUGUCCAAUUUGCAAGUUCUCGAGAAUUUUCUCGUUGUAUUUUGUUUGGCUGGUUAAAAUUAAUAAUUGUGAAAUUGUAUUGGAGGUUAUACAAAAAUAAGUCAGUAAUUUUCUUAAACAAAAUGUCGGUAAUAAGAUAUUUUGUAUAAAAAUUAUGGUUUGACUGUGAUUCAAUUGUUGUUUUAUGCCGUUUAGAAUCACCUAUUAUUUAGAGUCUGAUAUUCAAUAUUUUCGCUCCAACCGUGUAGUGCGGUGGGUUUCUAAAACAUUGGUGAAAAUACACUUGGUACUAUUUUUUCAAGAAUUCUUAGUUGAACCUUAGCUCAAAUAUCGCACUUUAUAAAUUGAUCUAUAUUGUGUGGAAGAUGAUUUUUCAGUGUGUUUAGUUCAUGAAUCUUCGCAUACAUAUAGAGGUGGCAAAUGGAUUGAUUCAUGGAUUGGUGGAUCCAUGGAUCAAGUAGAUUGGUGGAUUCAUGGAUUGGAUCAAGUGGAUUGGUAGAUUAUCCAUGAAUCCAAAUGACAUCCUCAACCAAUGACCAAUAUGUAAAAUGUGAAAAGUUUAGGUACUAAAAUGUCAUAAUGAAAAUUUUUAGGUAACAAAACGUAAUUUUCCAAUGAUAUUUUUCGUAUAAAAAUUUAAUUUUUGGUACCAAACUGUAAAAUAUAAAAAAGUAUAGGUACCAAACCGUAAUUUGCCAUUUGGAGCCAUGGAUCAAUCCAUGAAUCCACCAAUCCAAUUGGAUUUGGAUCAAAUGGAUUGGAUUUAAAUGGAUUGGAUUAGGUGGAUAUUUUUAAUGGGUUGGUGUAUUGGAUUGGUGGAUUGGAUUGAAAAUUGCCACCUCUACAUACAUACAAUGCAUCGAGACUUUAUAUUAUCACAAUUUCAACAUGAGAAUUUUUUUGGUAAAACUUCAUUGUGGGAAUGAGUCAAACUUAGAUAAUAGACAAACUAUCAUGAGAUUGAUGCCCAAUAUUGAAAUUUUUUAACAAUAGUAUGUUAUAAAUUUUGCCAAAAAUU
Linum trigynum is the source of this 8539-nucleotide messenger RNA. The record is from the annotation of a GenBank genome assembly. NCBI's taxonomy places the organism in Eukaryota, Viridiplantae, Streptophyta, Magnoliopsida, Malpighiales, Linaceae.